GCCCCACGCCGGUUUCCAGGGAGAUGGGCGCAUGCGCAGCGUGACGGGCCUGGCUGGCGGAAGGAGGUGCUACGGCGGUGGCUCCGGCGCGCUUGCGCAAUAGCUGAACGCGGGCGUUUCUUUCCACCCUUUUUUUCGAAUUGCUUUUGGGGGUAGAUUCGAGUUACAAAAUGGCCGCCCGGAGCGUGUUCCGCGGCGUUCCCCCAGCGAUCUCGGGCUGAGCCGGCGCUGUCGCCUCCCUGCCGCACACAGCGUGAGGGCCCCCCCCCCGGGGACAUGGUGUUUGAGUCUCAGGGCUUGCGGAGCACCAAGUCCUCUGAGACCCGCAGUGCAGCACCGGAAGCGGCCGAGCGCGCACAGCCCGGCUACCACCAGCCGCUUCAAAACCCAGCGCCGCCGCUCCCCGGGUUUCGCCGCGCCCAAGACCCAGCUAGUGCUGCGGCUGCGGCCGGGCAGGUUGAAAACAUGGCCAAAAGAAUUGCUGAGAAGGAAUUGACAGAUAAGAAUUGGGAUCAAGAGGAUGAAGCUGAAGAGGUGGGAACAUUCUCACUGGCCAGUGAGGAAGUCUUGAAGAACAGAGCAAUAAAGAAAGCAAAGCGCAGAAAUGUGGGGUUUGAGUCUGAGAGUGGAGGAGCCUUUAAAGGUUUUAAAGGUUUGGUUGUACCUUCUGGAGGAGGACUGUUUCCUGGAUUUGGUAGCAGUGCUGGAGGGAAGCCUUUAGAAGGACUUUCUAAUGGAAACAAUGUAACCAGUGCCCCUCCCUUCACCAGUGCAAGGGCAGCGGCAGAGCCCAAGGUAGCCUUUGGUUCUCUUGCUGCAAAUGGCCCUACCGCCUUGGUUGAGAAAAAAGUUUCAAAUCCCAAAACGAAUGGGGACAGUCAGCAGCCCUCCUCCUCUGGCCUUGCUUCCAGUAAAGCUUGUGUCGGGAAUGCCUAUCACAAGCAGUUGGCUGCCUUGAACUGCUCUGUCCGGGAUUGGAUAGUGAAGCACGUGAAUACAAACCCACUCUGUGAUCUGACGCCUAUCUUUAAAGACUAUGAGAAAUACCUAACAAACAUUGAACAGCAGCACGGGGAUGGUGGCAGGAAUUCUGAAAGCGAAUCUAACAAAACGGCGGUUGAAACACAGUCUUUCUCCCUUUUUGGCUCAACAAAAUUACAGCAAGAGUCAACGUUUUUGUUUCAUGGCAACAAAACUGAAGAUACACCUGAAAAGAAGGUGGAGGUUGCAACUGAAAAAAAAACGGACCCAUCACUAGGAGCAACAAGUGCCUCAUUUAACUUCGGCAAGAAAGUUGAUAGCUCUGUUGUGGGCUCAUUAAGCUCUGUCCCCCUGACUGGAUUUUCAUUUUCCCCCGGAAACUCCAGUUUAUUUGGCAAAGAUACUACCCAGAGUAAACCGGUCUCAUCACCAUUUCCCGCUAAACCAUCGGAGGGCCAAGUAGGUGACAGUAGUGAAUGCAAAGGUGGAGAUGAAGAAGAGAGUGAUGAGCCACCCAAAGUAGUAGUUACUGAAGUAAAAGAAGACGACGCUUUUUACUCCAAAAAGUGUAAACUAUUUUACAAGAAGGACAAUGAGUUUAAAGAGAAAGGCAUAGGUACUCUGCAUUUAAAACCUACAGCGAAUCAGAAGACACAGCUUUUGGUGCGGGCAGACACCAAUUUAGGCAACAUAUUGUUGAAUGUUCUGAUUCCGCCCAAUAUGCCAUGUACGCGAACAGGGAAAAAUAAUGUUCUUAUCGUCUGUGUUCCAAAUCCACCAAUUGAUGAGAAGAACGCCACCAUCCCAGUUACCAUGUUGAUCCGGGUAAAAACCAGCGAGGAUGCAGAUGAGUUGCACAAAAUUUUACUGGAGAAAAAGGAUGCCUGAGCACGCGAAGUCGGCUGUGGAAUGAUUACCAAGUUGCUGCUUCUCCCACCGCCCCUUAAAACUUAGUUUUUCUUCUCUUCCUUGACAUUCUAAGAACUUACAGAUAACUUAAAACUCCUGUGAAGAUUACCGUAGCCAAUAAAACCUUUAAAUGUUAAGUGUCAAGAAACCGUACUCUCCCUUCUUAAGAACUGUCUAAAGUGUAAAAUACAUUUGAAUGCAAUUUUUGGAGGAUUUUUUUUAAUGUUCCCUUGUUUAUUAAACUAACCAUAAGCGAUUUCUUCAAGGACUGCAAUCAGGGUAUCGAUUCGCUUUCCCAAAGGCUCUUCCAACCGUGGGUUUUGGGGUCUGCCGCCACCACCACCAGAGAGGCUUUGGAACAGGGUGCCCGGCCGUGUCCAGAAGGAAGCUGGCCUGUAUGCUUCUCUCUGGUGGGCUCGACCGACAUGUGACUCGUUCUGUUACCAAGUGAACCGGACUGGCACGCUGUGACAGAUGUUUGUCCUCUGCUUUUUGAUUUUUAAGCUAAAAUGUGAGUACUAAGUGUUCACCUCAGUGUUCUAAUCAUUGGCCUGUAACCCUGUGGGCCGCUUCACUAGAAUUCAGGAAUUGCAUUUUCAUUUUAAAAGGAAAUGAGUAGCUUGUGAAGGAGUUUUUGGUUUUGUAGUUUCUAUUCAUGAGGUGCCGUUACUUCUUCAUUCCCCUAAAGACAAAAUUAAGGGGGAUUGCCAGGAAUGAGUUUAAAAGCACAAAUUUGGUAGCUUAUCAUCUACACCAUGGACAGUGAACCCGUAUGAAAUGAAAGUGAAGUCAAAACUAUUGUAGAAAAAUGAUGCUUAUAGGCAUUUGUACCAUGAUCAACCCCACACGUAUGAAAACCAUUACCAAGUGAGGGCCUGGGAGCUUUGACACAUGAGCCAUGUGAAUUCACUGGGAAGCAUGGAAGAAGGUUGUGGAAGAGAAAA
This is a messenger RNA of Sapajus apella (tufted capuchin), 2834 nucleotides long. It is a transcript of the gene NUP50, whose product is annotated as nucleoporin 50. NCBI's taxonomy places the organism in Eukaryota, Metazoa, Chordata, Mammalia, Primates, Cebidae. The coding region runs from base 277 to 1869 and encodes 530 amino acids. The record is from RefSeq and is a predicted model, not a curated record. The transcript has 8 exons. Gene Ontology annotation, cellular component: nuclear pore. Gene Ontology annotation, biological process: protein import into nucleus.